AAACCCCUAAAAAAAUAAACUUUUUAGUUCCUCAAACUUUACCACUUUUAUCCAAAUUACCAUAUUAUAUCCGUCAAAUAUGAUUUUACCUAAUAUGUCUGAGUACUGGCUUAUUAGCGCUCCAGGCGACAAGACCUGCCAACAGACAUGGGACACCCUGAACAAUGCCACCAAGUCUGGCAACCUCAGUGUCAACUAUAAAUUCCCUAUCCCUGACCUUAAGGUGGGGACACUGGAUCAGUUGGUUGGGCUGUCCGAUGAUCUUGGUAAGCUUGAUGGCUUCGUUGAAAGUGUCACGAGAAAAGUGGCACAGUACCUUGGCGAGGUACUCGAAGAUCAACGUGAUAAACUUCACGAGAACCUGAUGGCAAACAACAGUGACCUGCCCACUUAUCUGACCCGUUUCCAAUGGGACAUGGCUAAAUACCCAAUCAAGCAGAGCCUCCGUAACAUCGCUGAUAUUAUUAGUAAACAGUUGGGUCAGAUUGACGCCGAUCUUAAAGUGAAGUCCUCUGCCUACAACGCUCUCAAGGGCAAUCUACAGAAUUUGGAAAAGAAACAGAUCGGAAGCCUGCUCACUCGCAACUUAGCAGACCUGGUGAAGAAGGAGCACUUCAUACUGGACAGCGAGUACCUCACCACUCUGCUCGUUAUUGUGCCUAAAUCAAUGUUCAACGAUUGGAAUGCCAAUUAUGAGAAGAUAACAGACAUGAUCGUGCCCCGCUCCACGCAGCUCAUACAUCAAGACAACGACUACGGACUGUACACUGUCACGCUCUUCAAAAAGGUAGCCGACGAGUUCAAACUGCAUGCCCGCGAGCGUAAGUUCGUCGUACGCGAGUUCUCGUACAACGAGGCGGAUCUCGUCGCCGGCAAGAACGAGAUCACCAAACUCGUCACCGACAAGAAGAAGCAAUUUGGUCCACUGGUGCGAUGGUUGAAGGUGAACUUCUCCGAAUGCUUCUGCGCCUGGAUACACGUGAAGGCGCUGCGUGUGUUCGUGGAAUCCGUUCUAAGAUACGGCCUGCCCGUGAACUUCCAAGCUGUGGUGAUGGUACCGGCCCGCAAGAGCACCAAGAAGCUGCGCGACGUGCUGCAGCAACUGUACGCGCACCUCGACCACUCCGCGCAGCACCACGGCAACGCCGCGCAGGACAGCGCGGAGCUGGCCGGUCUCGGGUUCGGUUCUUCGGAGUACUUCCCGUAUGUGUUUUAUAAGAUUAACAUCGACAUGAUUGAGAAGAACGCCUAAUUGUAUGGAGAUCGCCGUGUUCAUUUAGGUGCUGUUACCAGAUUGCGCAGCCAACAUCAGCUCCAACCAGACCCCACCGGGUCCGCUGUAGUCGCAAUUAAAUUGUACAAUUAUUUUAUUUCACAUAUCUGCUGACAUUACACAAAUGUAUAACUUAUCCAUGUAAAAUAAUCACAUAUUUUCAUGUACAGAAUAGAUGUUAUAAAAUGUAUGACAUAUUAAAUAUUUUUUCUUUGUGUGUUAAAUAAAUAUGAUGCAGGUUGUUAAUAUUAGGAUAAUUAUGUCCUAUUUAUAUAUGUUAUUUAUUAAUAAGACGCCAUUAUAGUUUGUUAGAAUGCAAUAAGGCGAAAAUAUCGAAGUUACUUCAUUUUGUUAAUGAACAAAACGAACGCAACAUAUUCUGUUCAGUAUUAAAGUUGCGUGGCUAAAUAGAAUAGUUAUCCAUAAAUCUGUAAUAUAAAUGUUCAACAUAUGAAAUAAUUGGAGUUGCAAAUGCUAUGUAAAUAAUAACAUUCCUCAUUAUAAACUCUUGUAGUACAUAAUAAAAAUAUUAUUCAAGUUACUGUU
This is a messenger RNA of Achroia grisella, 1819 nucleotides long. RefSeq names its product V-type proton ATPase subunit C (gene Vha44). Lineage: Eukaryota; Metazoa; Arthropoda; Insecta; Lepidoptera; Pyralidae. Gene Ontology annotation, cellular component: lysosomal membrane; vacuolar proton-transporting V-type ATPase, V1 domain. Gene Ontology annotation, molecular function: proton-transporting ATPase activity, rotational mechanism. Bases 80 to 1252 code for a protein of 390 amino acids. Gene Ontology annotation, biological process: proton transmembrane transport. The transcript has 13 exons. The record is from RefSeq and is a predicted model, not a curated record.